Molecule: messenger RNA, 1483 nt
Organism: Cryptotermes secundus
Lineage: Eukaryota; Metazoa; Arthropoda; Insecta; Blattodea; Kalotermitidae
Product: doublesex- and mab-3-related transcription factor A2
Exons: 3
Coding region: 1-1458 (485 amino acids)
Biological process (GO): regulation of transcription by RNA polymerase II; sex differentiation
Cellular component (GO): nucleus
Molecular function (GO): DNA-binding transcription factor activity, RNA polymerase II-specific; RNA polymerase II cis-regulatory region sequence-specific DNA binding; protein binding
Source: RefSeq, a predicted model, not a curated record
AUGAGCCUGCCCAGUGGUAUGGAUAUGUCGGCCCUCAUGUCUCAACACCCCGUGCUGGGAGCUAUCCCGCCCGCCUUCUUCCUGCGGGCCACGGAGCGGUACCAGCGCACCCCCAAGUGUGCGCGCUGCCGCAACCACGGCGUCGUGUCGGCCCUGAAGGGCCACAAGCGGUACUGCAGGUGGCGAGACUGUGUCUGCGCCAAGUGCACCCUCAUCGCAGAGAGGCAACGCGUCAUGGCCGCACAGGUGGCGUUGAGACGUCAACAGGCGCAGGAAGAGAGCGAAGCACGGGAAUUGGGCAUGCUGUACAACGCGUCGGCCGCUCCCCACGCAGCAGUGGGAGCACCGCCCGUGGUGCCACCCUCCGGAGGCGGCCAGGAGUUGGCGAUAAAUAUACUGCAACAGCAGCAGAGAAGCGUUCAACAGCCGGCCUUCCCGGGGGCCACCAGCAGCGGUGACAGCGCGCCACCGGAGCCACUGCACCACAGUCCUCCUUCCAGCGCGAAGCGGGCGAGGAUCUCUGUAGACGAUCUGGAAACAGGAGCAGAAGACGAGGACGAAGAAGACGACGAAGAGGAGGAAAUAAGCGGCAGGGGGUCACCAUCCGCGCCCUCCACUGCUGUGCCCGACAUGAAACACCAGCCUCAACCCUCACGCCGGAGUUCCUCACUGUCGCCUCCACCGCCCGCGCUGCCCCUGUCAGUAUCAACAACACCGUCCCCCGAGCCAUCAUCAGCACCGCCUCCCGGACAAGACCACCCUGACGUCGACAGCAACGGCAACAACGCCGAGGCGGAGAGCGAGGCCGCGCUGCCUGAGAACUUGUCUCUUCCGAAGAAGUGUCCAGGCAUCCCGGGUAGCCCCCGGCACCAGCCACCAGCAGCUCAGCCACCUCCGUAUCUCCUGUACCACCAGCAGUACCAACAGUUCCAGCACCAACAACAGCAACAACAACACUUCCAGCAGCAACAGUACCAGCAACAACAACACCGCUCUCCAGUCGACAUUCUGCUCAGGGUUUUCCCCGGGAGACGACGAGGUGAUGUAGAGGCUCUCCUGCAGCGAUGUAAAGGCGACAUUCUGCAUGCUAUAGAGCUUCUGGUGUGUUCCAAUGGUGGCAGUGGUGGGGUCCCUAACCCACAGCAUGAAGACGCCUCUCUCAACUCACCGCCCCUCAUACCCAAAUCGGCGUUCUCACCGCUUGGACCCCUCGGACCACCACCUCAUCAGUUCCAUCACCGGUACAGCCCUCAGUCACACCGCCGGUUCCUGGCGGCACCGUAUGCCGGUACGGGAUACCUCCCUACCGUCAUCAGACCGCCACCCGAGUAUGCUAUCCCGCUGGUCGGACACCCUCACGACCUCUACAGUAGUUCUGGGAGCGGAUGCACAGACAAAGCCACUGCUUCGUCUCCCGGUUCAGGGACCGGCUCUGACAAGACAUCGUACUCCGAGUGACCGAUAGGGGUUCUUCGGCCCUCGC